AUGCCGAAAGAGCCCAGCGCUCGUAGCGAUCCCGACACCAACCACCCUUACAAGGAAUCCAAGGCGCCCGCCAAACCAGUCGCAUUGCCAGACGGUUGGGAGAUUCGCCACUCUGCAACCAAGAAGCGCGCGUACUACUUCCACGUUCCGACACAGAAGAGCCAGUGGGAGCCACCAGCACUCAACAGCAACGCCGAGGACGAGAGCGAGAGCAACGACGCAAGCAACAGCAGCACAAUGUCCCAAGUCCGCGCAUCGCACAUUCUCGCCAAGCACAAGGAUUCGCGCCGUCCCAGCUCGUGGAAGACGCAGAACAUUACUCGCAGCCGCGAUGAGGCCCUCGCCAUGAUCCAACAGUGGCGCGCGCAAAUCGUCAACAAGGAAAAGACCUUUGCCGACAUUGCCAAGGUCGAGAGCGACUGCAGCUCGGCCAAGAGCGGCGGCGAUUUGGGCUUUUUCGGUCCUGGCCAGAUGCAAGCUCCUUUCGAGCACGCCACGUUUGCUCUCCAGGUUGGCGAACUCAGCGAGCCCGUCUUCACCGACUCGGGUGUCCACAUCAUUCUGCGCACAGCGUAAAAUGGUCGACCAGCAUGGUUCUGUGUUUUGUAUUGGCGAGUGUUUCCCGUUUCUUCUCUUUCUCUCUCUCUUUCUCUCUCUCUCUGCCUUGCUGCCAUCCAACUCCAACUCCAAUACAACUAGCGAAACGA
Capsaspora owczarzaki ATCC 30864 is the source of this 707-nucleotide messenger RNA. Its product is annotated as NIMA-interacting 1. The transcript is spliced from 6 exons. Gene Ontology annotation, molecular function: peptidyl-prolyl cis-trans isomerase activity; protein binding. The coding region runs from base 1 to 576 and encodes 191 amino acids. The record is from RefSeq and is a predicted model, not a curated record. Gene Ontology annotation, cellular component: cytosol; nucleus. NCBI's taxonomy places the organism in Eukaryota, Filasterea, Ministeriida, Capsasporidae.